Parastagonospora nodorum SN15 is the source of this 336-nucleotide messenger RNA. RefSeq lists its product as hypothetical. The transcript has 2 exons. The record is from RefSeq and is a predicted model, not a curated record. Bases 1 to 336 code for a protein of 111 amino acids. Lineage: Eukaryota; Fungi; Ascomycota; Dothideomycetes; Pleosporales; Phaeosphaeriaceae.
AUGUAUAACUCCAGCUGUAGAAUCCACGUGCAACAAAACACUCCACCUCCGCUACACGCGCUGCGAACACGCCGCGAUGCACAGCUUCGACCCAGCCGCGUGUCCGAACCGCAUGAAGAGACGCCGGUGCAGCGAGGGGCCGGUGUGCGAGAAAUGCGAGAGCAGGCGGGGGAGUUUGAGCAUGCCGCCCACGACGAAUCUGCUGGAAUCGCCGAGGGAAAGCGUCGUGGAAGAGGACGAGAAGGAACGGAGACGGAAGAGGCUUGUGAUGAGGAGGCGACUGAAGGCAAAGAGAACAUGAGGCAAAAGCUGGGAGAUUGGAGAGAUGGAUAUUAG